CCGGCGCGUGCUGUUGUUUGUAGCACAGGUGAGUUGAAGCUCGGUCGAGCGCCCUGGCCUGGGAAACAUGGGCAAGCUUCAGGAGUUUGAGCUCACUUUCGACAGCAACAAAAUAGUGUACAGUCCAGGAGAGUCCAUCUCAGGCACCCUCAAGAUUAAGCUGGCGCAGUCGCUGCAGUGUAAAGCAAUCAAGGUGAACUGCAAUGGUUUCUGUGGAAUUACCACCAAGGUAAAUGACACAGCAUGGCAGGAGGAGGAGCAGUACUUCAACAGCACCGUUUCCAUGGCAGACAAAGGAACCCUGAAACAGGGAGAUCACAGCUUUCCCUUCAAGUUUCUCAUACCAGCUUCUGCUCCCACAUCUUUUGAGGGCAACUACGGGAGGAUCAUAUACAGAGUGAGGGCUUUUGUUGACACGCCACGAUUUAGUAAGGACUAUAAGACAGAGAAGCCCUUCUACCUACUAAGCCUCCUCAACCUGAAUGAAGUGCCGGACAUACUGGAACCCAGUUCCUCUGCAGUGACCCGGCAGUUCACCUACCUGCUGGUGAAGACAGGGACAGUAGUGCUAAGGGCACAGAGCGACAUGAAGGGUUACACACCGGGCCAGAUCAUUCAGCUGACUGCCAACAUCCACAACCAGUCUGGGAAGAGCACUGGCACUGUGGUGGCCAGUCUUAUGCAGAGAGUGACCUAUGAGACCAAGAAGCCCACCCAUGAUGUGAGGACAAUAGCGGAGGUGGAGGGUGCUGGGGUGAAAGCUGGCAAAGAGGCCGAGUGGAAGGAGAAAAUCAUUGUUCCUCCUCUUCCCCAGUCUUCCUUAAUCGGCUGUGACCUGAUAAAGAUUGAAUAUUAUAUUAAAGUCAGUCUAAAAUCUCCAGAAGUCAUGCUGACGUUACCCAUCCACAUAGGGAACAUCUCACUGGACAAAAAAGCACACACUUCCUCCAAAGCAGCCGCCUCUACCUCUUCUGCUGUCAAGGAAACGACGACCUCUGCCUCAGCCACCACCAUUACUGCCACCACCCCUACCUUGCCCCCUCGCCCAGCUCCAAAACCGGCCCCCCGUGCUGCCCCUCGUUCCAGAGUCUCCUCUUACAUCUCCCCCAGCGCUCCUCCAGCUGAAGACCAUCAGGGGGCUGUGGGUGGGAUGAGCCCCGGGGGGCCGAUGAGUGAAGCCAUUCCCACAAAGAGCCACUCCCAGCUGGGCGUCUCAGGGCCCCAUGCCGCUGUGUCACCCACUGCUUUCAGCUACGCGCCGGGCCUCACAUUCCCCCAGAACCAGCGGUCCAACGGCUCCACAGCGGACUCCAACGGACCUCUGUUCUGUGUGUCCACCGGGGCCACCAUACCUUUCUUCUCUGAGAGCAGCACCACGCCGAUGCCAGCCACCUGCCCACUCAUCCUGCCUCCAGACUAUAGGAACUCUGCAUAUCCACAAGAGGCUCCGCCUUCCUACGAUGAGAGCUGCAACACAUGAACAGCAGCAGGGAGAGCCAGAAACCGUUCAGCUGGGGGUCAAUACACUUUGAUUUCAGUCAAUUCAAAAUAUUCAGCUGAAAAUGUAUUUCAUGUUAAAGAUGCACUACACUGAAUUGCUGAGGUUUGAUGUGAGAACCUUGUUGUCAGCUGACAAAAAAGUGGAACAAGCAUGUAAUUUAUCAGUGACUUGGAUCAACAAUGAGAACCAUGUAGAGUCAAAUGAUGUGUUCCCACAUUUUUUAUCAGCUGAGUGCAAAGGGUCCAAACUUAAAUUGACCCAGUUUUGCAUAAUGCACCUUUGAUGCAUUACACCUGUUAAAAUAGUUAUCAGAAGUUAUUACCUUGUUACAAGUCAUUUAGUCUGAAUGAGAAUAACGCCACUUGUUUCCAGUGCCAAUCAGCUUGUUUCCACACUGACAAACUGACACGUGGAUAACGAGAUGGACUCAGUUUUGUGUUUUGACAUGAAACCCUUUAAAUGAUAGAUCUGUCAUUAAUCUAAUAGACUAUGUAAAAUAAACAAGUUUUACUGAAUGUUGAGGAAAAUCUGCAGCUUGAACUGAAAGAGAAUUGACCCCCAUCACUGCCGCCCAACGAACAAGAACAGUCACAAAUCAAACUGGACUGUGCCCGCCUCAGCAAACCAGCCACGGUCAACUUUCUCUUUUUUAAUUUUAUUUUUGGAACACUGUUUUAGCACUUUGAAUGAAUAUGCAUCUUAGUUUUGGGUCAUGUAGAAAUCCUAUAGAUGGCAUCUGUGAUGUCAAGUGUGCAAAGUGUUUUUAUGUUUGAGAAUCUACAUGGAAAUAAAACAAACAAACAAACAAACAAAAAAAAAAAACACAAUAACCAAAUCAUAUUUCAUCCACUAUUUAGAUUGACUCUUCAUAUUUUUUUUUUUUUUUUUUUUUUAGAUUUUGUGUAGGCUCGCAACAGAUUUCUGCAAUGUUUAAUGAUUUGAUUAACAUGAAUAAUGAAUCUGUUGAUUUUAUGUUCAUAAUGUUGUAUUGAUUGUAGUGUUGCUUACUGUUAUGCAAGUUCAGAGGCAUAUAGAGAUAUUCUGCACCUGCUGAAUGUGCACUCUACCUGUUAGUCAUCACUUCUAGCUUUUAUUUCUUUUAUGUUUUUAUCAUUGGGAAAUAAAAGAGACAUUACUGUGAUUCUGACUUACUGUAUUUGGUGUGACAGUGAAAUAUUGCCAUUUGAUUGUUGAUGGUUCACUUCAUCGAGUCAUGCCAUCAUGUCCAGUCUUAGAAGAUUUUGUGAAAAGCUUUAAUGUUGCUUAACCAAUGUGUCUCCCAUAUGUGUAGGGAGAAGAUGUAGCGUGUUUUUAUUUAUUGUUCUCAAUGUUUGCCAAUGGACAGCUGCCGUCCAUUACUCUGUUAAAUCCUGUUAAGUAAUUAAAAUUUUUGAUUAUUUCA
Messenger RNA from Myripristis murdjan (pinecone soldierfish), 2903 nucleotides. It is a transcript of the gene arrdc1a, whose product is annotated as arrestin domain containing 1a. The coding region runs from base 68 to 1480 and encodes 470 amino acids. Gene Ontology annotation, cellular component: cytoplasm. The record is from RefSeq and is a predicted model, not a curated record. Gene Ontology annotation, molecular function: ubiquitin-like ligase-substrate adaptor activity; ubiquitin protein ligase binding. NCBI's taxonomy places the organism in Eukaryota, Metazoa, Chordata, Actinopteri, Holocentriformes, Holocentridae. The transcript has 8 exons. Gene Ontology annotation, biological process: protein transport.